GCUCUGCAGGCUGUAUAUUAUACCAGUAGCCAGGUGUGGGCAGUGAUACAGGCUUUGAGAGAUCUCUCUUGCUGGCCCAGGGAUCCAAGGCAGUCAGUGCAAAACCUGGCCAGCAGCCCGAGUGAGUAGGAGCCAUGUGACUCUGGUGAGUUGGAGUGUGCAAUUGCCUCCUGCCUCAGAGCUACCUGAUCCGAAUACUAAGCAGAGCGAGUGCCGGGCUGAGUGUAAGACACUGAAGCCGCUGCAGAGAAAGGUGCUUAUUCCAGCGGCGCUGCAAAACAUGGAGAUUAAAGACCAGGGAGCCCAAAUGGAGCCGCUGCUGCCUACGAGAAAUGAUGAAGAGGCAGUUGUGGAUAGGGGUGGAACACGCUCUAUUCUCAAAACACACUUUGAGAAAGAAGAUUUAGAAGGUCAUCGGACACUAUUUAUUGGAGUUCAUGUGCCCCUGGGAGGAAGAAAAAGCCACCGACGACACAGGCAUCGUGGUCAUAAACACAGAAAGAGAGACAGAGAGAGAGAUUCGGGAUUAGAGGAUGGAAGGGAGUCACCUUCCUUUGACACUCCAUCACAGCGGGUACAGUUUAUUCUUGGAACUGAGGAUGAUGACGAGGAACACAUUCCUCAUGACCUUUUCACAGAACUGGAUGAGAUUUGCUGGCGUGAAGGUGAAGAUGCUGAGUGGCGAGAAACAGCCAGGUGGUUGAAGUUUGAAGAAGAUGUGGAAGAUGGAGGAGAGAGGUGGAGCAAGCCUUAUGUGGCAACUCUUUCAUUACACAGCUUGUUUGAGUUGAGAAGUUGUAUUCUGAAUGGAACUGUGUUGCUGGACAUGCAUGCCAAUACUUUAGAAGAAAUUGCAGAUAUGGUCCUUGACCAACAAGUGAGCUCAGGUCAGCUCAAUGAGGAUGUACGCCACAGGGUCCAUGAGGCACUGAUGAAACAGCAUCACCACCAGAAUCAGAAAAAACUCACCAAUAGAAUCCCCAUUGUCCGUUCCUUUGCUGAUAUUGGCAAGAAACAAUCAGAACCAAAUUCCAUGGAUAAAACUGCAGGUCAGGGUGUCUCUCCACAGUCUGCUCCAGCCUGUGUUGAAAAUAAAAAUGACGUGAGCAGAGAAAACAGCACAGUUGACUUUAGCAAGGGACUGGGAGGCCAACAAAAGGGGCACACUAGUCCCUGUGGGAUGAAACACAGGCAUGAAAAAGGACCUCCGCACCAGCAAGAGAGAGAGGUUGAUCUACAUUUUAUGAAAAAGAUCCCUCCAGGGGCUGAGGCCUCAAACAUCCUAGUUGGGGAGCUGGAGUUUCUGGAUCGAACUGUGGUUGCAUUUGUCAGGCUGUCUCCAGCUGUAUUGCUUCAAGGCCUGGCUGAAGUCCCGAUCCCAACCAGGUUUUUGUUCAUUCUGCUGGGACCCCUGGGAAAGGGUCAACAGUACCAUGAGAUUGGCAGAUCGAUUGCAACCCUAAUGACAGAUGAGGUAUUUCAUGAUGUUGCUUACAAAGCUAAAGAUCGCAAUGACUUGGUAUCAGGAAUUGAUGAAUUUCUGGAUCAGGUUACUGUUCUUCCUCCUGGAGAAUGGGAUCCCAGCAUUCGUAUAGAGCCUCCAAAAAAUGUUCCUUCCCAGGAGAAGAGGAAGAUUCCUGCUGUACCAAAUGGAACAGCAGCUCAUGGGGAAGCAGAGCCCCACGGAGGACACAGUGGACCUGAACUCCAGCGAACAGGAAGGAUUUUUGGGGGACUUAUUUUAGAUAUCAAAAGAAAAGCUCCAUACUUCUGGAGUGACUUCAGAGAUGCAUUCAGCCUGCAGUGCUUAGCAUCUUUUCUGUUUCUCUACUGCGCGUGUAUGUCUCCUGUCAUCACAUUUGGAGGACUGCUGGGAGAAGCCACUGAAGGUCGUAUAAGUGCAAUCGAAUCUCUCUUUGGAGCAUCCAUGACUGGAAUAGCCUACUCUCUCUUUGGUGGACAGCCUCUUACCAUAUUAGGCAGUACAGGACCAGUGUUGGUGUUUGAAAAGAUUUUGUUUAAAUUUUGCAAAGAAUAUGAGCUGUCAUACCUCUCUUUAAGAGCCAGCAUUGGACUUUGGACUGCAACACUCUGCAUCAUACUCGUGGCCACGGAUGCAAGCUCCCUUGUUUGCUAUAUCACCCGGUUUACUGAGGAAGCUUUUGCUUCUCUUAUUUGCAUCAUUUUCAUUUAUGAAGCCCUAGAGAAGUUGUUUGAACUCAGUGAGGCAUAUCCAAUCAACAUGCAUAAUGAUUUGGAACUGCUAACACAAUACUCGUGUAACUGUGUGGAGCCCCACAAUCCCAGCAACGAUACGCUAAAGGAAUGGAGCGAGUCCAAUAUUUCUGUGUCUGACAUAAUUUGGGAGAACCUAACUGUGUCAGAAUGCAAGUCAUUGCACGGAGAGUAUGUGGGACGCGCCUGCGGCCACGAGCACCCAUACGUUCCAGACGUUCUGUUUUGGUCCGUGAUCCUGUUCUUUUCCACGGUUACUAUGUCAGCCACCCUGAAGCAGUUCAAGACCAGCCGCUAUUUUCCAACCAAGGUUCGAUCCAUAGUGAGUGACUUUGCCGUCUUCCUUACAAUUCUUUGUAUGGUUUUAAUUGACUAUGCCACUGGGAUCCCAUCUCCAAAACUACAAGUACCAAGUGUUUUCAAGCCCACCAGGGAUGAUCGUGGCUGGUUUGUUACACCAGUAGGUCCAAAUCCAUGGUGGACAGUAAUAGCUGCUAUUGUUCCAGCUUUGCUGUGUACUAUUCUAAUUUUUAUGGACCAACAGAUUACAGCUGUCAUAAUCAACAGAAAAGAGCAUAAGCUAAAGAAAGGCUGUGGAUACCAUCUGGACCUAUUAAUGGUGGCUGUCAUGCUUGGUGUGUGCUCCAUCAUGGGCCUGCCAUGGUUUGUGGCUGCCACUGUCCUCUCCAUCACUCAUGUCAACAGCCUAAAACUGGAAUCGGAAUGUUCAGCUCCAGGAGAACAACCCAAAUUUCUUGGCAUUCGGGAGCAAAGAGUUACUGGGCUUAUGAUUUUUGUUCUCAUGGGUUCAUCAGUCUUUAUGACCAGUAUUCUGAAGUUUAUCCCUAUGCCAGUGCUGUAUGGAGUGUUUCUUUAUAUGGGUGCUUCAUCUCUAAAGGGAAUCCAGUUCUUUGAUAGAAUAAAGCUCUUCUGGAUGCCUGCAAAACAUCAACCAGAUUUUAUAUAUCUAAGGCAUGUUCCACUUCGAAAAGUCCAUCUCUUCACAAUUAUUCAGAUGAGUUGCCUUGGCCUUUUGUGGAUAAUAAAAGUUUCAAGAGCUGCUAUUGUCUUUCCAAUGAUGGUGUUAGCUCUGGUAUUUGUAAGAAAGUUGAUGGACUUUUUGUUUACCAAACGAGAACUCAGCUGGUUAGAUGAUUUAAUGCCCGAGAGUAAGAAAAAGAAACUAGAAGAUGCCGAAAAAGAAGAAGAACAAAGUAUGCUAGCUAUGGAAGAUGAGGGUACAGUACAGCUCCCAUUGGAAGGGCAUUACAGAGAUGAUCCAUCUGUGAUCAACAUUUCUGAUGAAAUGUCAAAGACUGCCUUGUGGAGAAACCUUCUGAUUACUGCCGAUAACUCAAAAGAAAAGGAGUCAAGCUUUGCUUCUAAAAGCUCCCCUUCCUAAUCACUCUAGAAGCUGAUUCCCCAAAGCAGUGAAAACCAAGAAGAGAAGAAAGCUGACUCACAGAAAGGUGUUGACAGGGAGACUUGUCUAUGACUUGAUCUUCAAUUUAUUUUUUACAAAUAUAUGAGAAGAGUGCCACAAUUAUUAAUAAAACUGCUUUGAUCAUGUAUUGUAAAUUCUGUCUCUCAUCCCAAAUCUACCUUCAUACUGUAAGUAGUGCAAUACUUGUUUCUUUUUGUGUUUAAACUUCUGAGCAGUGAGACACACUUGUGAGCAUAUGCAAUAGCUAAUGAAGAACCCCUGCAUUCCUUGCUGUGUGCUAGGCAUUUGUAAACAAUGGAUUCUCCUUGUCAGUUUUAUGAGAGCAAUAGCAUUCUUAAAGAGAUAAGUCAUAUUUACCUAGUUUGUAUUUUCCUAAUGUAGUGACCUGAGGAUACCUGGUAAUUUCAAUCAGAAGAAUUUUGAAUGGUAGUCUUACUUCUUAUUUUGUAUCAGUGACUUAUUUCAAAAUAACCAAAUUAAAAAUUUAGUUGGAAAGCAUUUUUUAACAAUUGAAUUUAUUCACUUCCUUGAUUUAAUAUGAUACAUUUAAUAGUUAAGAAUUUCUAUGUAACUAAAACUGAAAUUUGAAAAAAAAAAUGUAGAAACCUAUUCACAACUUGUUUAAAAGAAUCAGACACUAAUGCAAAGAGUCAAGUAGUAUUUGCUUAAAAUUCAAGUUGUGAUUACAUGAUCAAAUACUAGGCUUGUACGAAAUGCUUUAGAAAAACUUUCUAAGUUUUGUGAGAUUUUCAAAACAACCUUUAUGGGGAAUAUGCUGUUAAGUUUCUCUCCCGUUGACAAUGAACAUUUUCCAAAUAAACCUAUUAUAUACAAACUCGUGGAAUACCAAUGGUGAGUCAUUGUACAUGAAAUUCCACUUCUGUACAGUUCUCUGCUGCUAAAGGUCAUGUACUGCUUAAAGCUGCUUCUGAAUCAUGUUCUAAUGUUAGACUGACAGGUCUCUGUUUUUCUACAAAGCUCUUUCAUCUUUUUAAUUAAAUGCAUGUUGUAGAAAAAUGAUAUUUUAAAAGAAAUUUUCAGAUUCUGUUUGAAAGCUUCUGUAGAUAUUUCAGUUCAUAUAAAAUCAUCUUUACUAAGCUUAUAUAAGAGGAAGAAAAGUUGAGAAUUUUUGAGCACUACUAAGAAUACAGUAUUUCUUUUGUUUUUAGAUGAAUGUGAAAUUAACAAGACCAAAUCUUAUAAUACUCUUGUUUCCUAAGAAGGAUCAGUGAUCUUCAGUGUCCAAUUUGAUAAUCAUUCAGAGCCCUGUCGCUUUUCCAGACUAUUCAUUGCAUAUUCUGUGUAUAAGUGCACAUGAAAAAUUAGGGGGAAAAGCUCUUGUGAUUAAGCUUAUGAGGGGUAAAAAAAAACCACCAAUAACAAGGCCUUCAUACGUUCAACAUUUUGAUGCCUUCUGAAAAUUUCCCCUCAGAAUCUUUUAAGGAGCCAUUUCUUUUAUGGAACAUAAGCCUAAAAAAUAUAAGAAGAAUAUACAGUGAACAAAGUCUGUGUUUAUAAAUGCCAAGGAAAAAAUACAGAAACUUUCCAUUCUCAAUGUGUUGCCUUUGUAUAUUUUGUAAUACAGAUACUACGUUAUAAACAUUCCCAUUAUUUUAUGAUUUAGACUAGCAGUACAUGCCAGACAGUCCCAUAAGCAGCCUACCAGUAUUUUCAUAUAUGAUUAACUGUUCUGUUAAAAAAUGAUUGUAGUGAAUUAAAACCUUUACAUGGUCACCUAUUUGAAUAAGCAAUCAUAUCCAAUGAAAUUCUGUAUUUCUGAGUAUUUUUAUAGUCAUUUUGUUCUUGUGUGAAUUUUAAUGAUAUCCUAUGUUAAUCCUACUAUUUUGAAAUUAUAUAAAAUAUAAGAAAAAGUGUAGUGUUAUAUAUUUCUUCCUAAUUUCAGAUUCCUGGUCAAAAUUAGUGAAUAUCUUGAAUGUAAUUUAUUGCAAAGUUUAAGUAAAGUGUAAAUGUGACUAAGACAUUGUGUUUUUCACAACUAAGAAAUGUUAUGUGGAAAUAAAUAUUUAUCCUAACUAA
Molecule: messenger RNA, 5716 nt
Organism: Pipistrellus kuhlii (Kuhl's pipistrelle)
Lineage: Eukaryota; Metazoa; Chordata; Mammalia; Chiroptera; Vespertilionidae
Gene: SLC4A10
Product: solute carrier family 4 member 10
Exons: 27
Coding region: 281-3637 (1118 amino acids)
Biological process (GO): transmembrane transport; regulation of intracellular pH; monoatomic anion transport
Cellular component (GO): basolateral plasma membrane; plasma membrane
Molecular function (GO): solute:inorganic anion antiporter activity; monoatomic anion transmembrane transporter activity; sodium:bicarbonate symporter activity
Source: RefSeq, a predicted model, not a curated record